CCUCGAGGGUAACAGCGGAGGAUUCAAACCGAACAUGGCUGCGGGGAAAGAUGUCGAUGAGAACGCUCAUAAUAGAAGAGGAACAGUGUGCAGUAUGGUGAUCAAUCAGGAGGACUCUGCAGGCGGCUCUCGUGCUGGCCGACCGCCUGUCAUCUUCAACCCAGACUUCUUCGUGGAGAAGCUCCGUCAUGAGAACCCUGAUGUGUUCCUGGAGCUUGUGCUCAGUAAUAUUACUCGUCUCAUUGAUCUUCCUGGUACAGAGUUUUCCCAGCUCCUGGGUGAGGAGGGCCCCAAAACCCCAACAGGUGGAAAUGGAGGAUUUUUCCGUUCCUUCAACUUCCUCAGACGCAAAGAUAAAGGGAUUGUGUUUGGAAGCCCUCUGACGGAGAACUGCAUUGCCCAGAUCUAUCAGCUUAUCGAGUACCUCAGCAAAAACCUGCAUGUGGUGGGGUUGUUCCGGGUGCCUGGGAACAGUGUUCGGCAGCAGGCCUUAAAGGAGCUGCUCAACAGUGGAGCUGAUGUCGACCUGGAGUCUGGAGACUUUCACCCCAACGACGUGGCCACGCUGCUGAAGACGUUCCUGGGAGAGCUGCCGGAGCCCCUGCUGACGCACAGACACUUCCACGUCCACCUCAAGAUAGCUGACAUGACUCUGUUUGAUGAGCAGGGCAACAAAACCACAGUUCCCAACAAGGAGCGUCAGGUUGAGGCCCUGCAGCUCCUCUUCCUGCUGUUACCGCAGGCCAACCGCUCGCUUCUCAAACUGCUGCUGGACCUCCUCUACCACACCGCCAAGCUGCAGGACAAGAACAAGAUGUCCGCCUUCAACCUGGCCCUCAUGUUCGCCCCGCAUGUCCUCUGGCCCAAACAUAUGACCGCUGCUGACCUGAAAGACAAUCUGAAGAAACUGAACAACAGCAUGGCCUUCCUCAUCAAACACUCACAGAAACUCUUCAGGGCUCCGGUUUACUUGCGGGAAUACGCCAGAGUGCACUUCACUGGGACCAAGGCUCUGAAGACCAAGGAUGAUCUGGAGCUGCUGGCAGGCUGCAGCUCUCCUGCUCAGCAGGCGGCGUUGCCUCUGAAGAGGUCGGCCGUUCUGGGCCUCGGCUCCCAGGAGCCGUGCCCGUCUCCAGGUCAACAAUACACAGAAGAAGCCUUGAAGGAGCUCUUCAGACAUGUUCACCACAACAUGCCCGACUCUGCCAAGAAGAAAAAACUCGUCCGACAGUUAGUCAAACAGACGACCUCGGGAGCUCCCAGCGAGGACCGUCAGGUCUCUACGGCUCCCAGCAAAAAACACCCACGUUCCCGCUCCUUUGGUGGCCUCAUCAAGCGCCGAGCUCGAGGUGAGCAGCUGACAGCAGAGAGGAGGGUCAGACACAUCUCCCCCGAUGCCGUGACCAGAGCUGGAAGAAAAGCUGAUAAAGAGAAUGUGGUGGACAGCCCGUUAAACGUUCCUGUGAUGGGGAAAGCAGGACUGGUUGUAAAAAACCCAGAUUUUACUUUUCACAAGGAGAAAGGCUUAAAAGUUUCUAAGGAGUCUCCAUCAGCGUACAGGAUGUGUUUCUCUCCGGCUCAGGAGGUCUCGCGGUAAAACCCAACGCCCCCCUCAGAUCUCAGACCGGACUUGGGCAGUAUUAACAUUAUUAUUAUUAUUAAUAUUAUUAUUUCUCGCAUGUAUUUUUAUGGUUUCAGUGUAGUCGGUCUGUUUCUAACUGUGACUAAUCUGCAGUAGCUGGAACCAGUUCAGCUAAACCAGCAGCAGAACCUGUUUCCUGUCCAUCUGCAGGACCAACGGUCACUGAUCCCAAAGCUUUUAUCUCCAAAAACUAGACUUUAGAGAUGGUGCCCCCAUCUCCUUCAGGACAGGACGUCCACAGGGAAGCCCUCAGAGGCUCACAGGGUUCUGGUUUUGGUUUGGUUUCACUGGUUCUGAGCUGGUUUAUAACGUGUUACUGUCAGAGACGAGAAAAGUGAUGAUGUGGUCCUGCAGGCUGCUGCAGGACCAGUUUACAUGUUGUACAGCAUGUGUGUGUUUUUGUGUGUUUAUUGGGAGCUGUGAUGACUUAUUUUUAUUUCUGGUAGGUUAUGUUGCGUCUCCAUGGUUACUGGAUGUGUCAGCUGCUGAUCCAGUCAGCUAAGCAUCAAUUAAUGAAUUAAUUUAGAUUUCUCUUUGUUAAUCUGUCAUGUAAAUUUUCUGAUUGUUUUGUGGGAUUAGGAUUAUUGUUACGCUUUAGAUUUUUUUAACUUUAUUACUUCAGUUUCAUGAUAAAGGGGGAGUCAUUACUGAAUCAUUUAGUGGUUCACAGCCGUUAAAUUAAAGCGAUGAAGGUUUUAUUUAAAGAAAGAUGUGUCGAAGGUGGAAGUGAAAGUUAUUAAACCGAGCAGCGGUCUGUCAGACCUGAUCUGUGUGUGUUUGGUUUAACUGGGAGGCAGAAUGAAGAGAGGAACAGCUGAAAAACAUAAAAAUCUUUCAUGAUUAAAAGCCGACAGCUUGCAGAUCUUUGGUUUUACUGAGUUCUGCUUGGAAAUGCUGUUUGCGCUGUACUCGGCUGUAUGUCCCUGAUCUGAUUCAGGGAAGAACUGGUUUUAACGUGUUCUGUAACGCUCCUUUAAGCUUUUUUUCUGAUCGUUUCUGAGAAUAUUUAAAGGCGUUUCUGUGUUGUGGGAGCAGGUGCAGCGGACCCAGAUUUCCUCAUCUGCUUCCUUCGUUCAGCUGGAAAUCUGUUACCGCUGCAUCCGGUUCUGAAGGUACUGAGGAAGUUGUACGGAUGGGUGGCUGAAGCGCUGAACGUCGCUGAUGAACACUAAAAGUUGUGGCCUCCUGUUGAUUGAUGGUUUUAUAUGAGCCCGGCUGGAUUCUCAGCAGGAAAAUGUUAUUUUCAUGUCCUCUUCUUUCAGCAUCUCCAUCCUCUUCAUGUCUCUGCUGUUUGUGAAGGCAGGUUGGAUUCUGUCGUAUUUACUGUGAUUUUUAAGCUCUGAGCUCAGAUGGGAGCUGUUAUGUUGUGUGUGUGUGACGUGAGGUACGAAGCACUCCCGCUGCUGAGGUUUACACUGCCGCAGCAGCAGGACACGUCAUGGUUUUUAAAUGUAAGUUCAGCUGCACCUUAUUACCUUGCUUUUGAGACAAACAGGUCACUCCUGACUUCUUGUUCAGACAGAACUUUUCCAGCAUGAUGUUGAACUCAUCUGUGAUUUUUGUGGUUUAAACUGUGGUUACUUUUUUGUAAUUUGCUGUAAAGUAAGCUAACCAUGUAUGUUGGAUUCCUUGGCAAACCAUCUGCUUUGGAUUAAACCUUUUUAUAUCUGA
This is a messenger RNA of Melanotaenia boesemani (Boeseman's rainbowfish), 3313 nucleotides long. RefSeq names its product rho GTPase-activating protein 19-like. Gene Ontology annotation, molecular function: GTPase activator activity. The transcript is spliced from 12 exons. The record is from RefSeq and is a predicted model, not a curated record. Gene Ontology annotation, biological process: signal transduction; regulation of small GTPase mediated signal transduction. Bases 35 to 1597 code for a protein of 520 amino acids. NCBI's taxonomy places the organism in Eukaryota, Metazoa, Chordata, Actinopteri, Atheriniformes, Melanotaeniidae. Gene Ontology annotation, cellular component: cytoplasm.